GCGAAGCCAUUUUGUUGCUUGCAGGAAAGCUGCGAGGUUGGAAACUCGGCUCGGAGCGCGUUUCUCCAACACCGAGCUCUGCGGUUAGACUCACGGUAUAUAAAUAUCUCAGUUAUACGGGUUUUGGUGUAGGUUCAGCCAUGUCUGACAGCGCUGCGGCAGUGGACGCGGGCCCCGCUGAGGUGGCUGAAUCCGCGGGGGUUCGCAAACUGUCGGAGCUGCGGGUGAUCGACCUGAAGGCCGAGCUGAAGAAACGAAACCUGGACAUCAGCGGGAAUAAGAGCCUGCUGUCCGAGCGCCUCAAGAAGGCUAUUGAGGAGGAAGGAGGCAAUCCUGAUGAAAUAGUGGUCCAGCUUGAAAUAACUCCCAAAAAAACACCCAGGCGAAAUCCUAAAGGAAAGAGGCAAGAUAAUGAUGAAUCAGAGGACUGCACAAUUGAGGAGGAUUCUGUUGAUGGCCAGGUGGAUGACCCUGAAACGCAUGCAGAGAAUCUACAGGAGAUGGACAUCAUGGACAUGAACAUUCUGGAUGAAGCCGACAUAGAUAACGAGCAUGAAGGUGAUGACUAUGAUGAGAAUGAGCUACUGGGUAUGAUGUCCCACAAUGCAGAAAACAAUGACGUUGCAGAUAGUGGAGCCCUUGAUUCACCUGGGAAGCAUGAGGCAGAGGAGGAAAUGGAAACUAAACCGCCAAGCUUUCAAGAAAAGGAGUAUCCAGAAGAGGAAUCUGAAGACAUGCAGGGAGAAAUAGAAAGUGACAAAGUAGCCGGGUCUUGUAGAUCAGAGCUGCAUAAAGAAGAGCCAACUGAGGAGUCGGGCGAAGAGAAGAAGGCUUCAGUCUGGGAUUCUGACAAAGAGGAAGGCAAUGUAUCCGGCUUCAGUAAAGCCGAGGAGGCCGGCAAUGUGGAGGGAGAGCCGUCAGCUUGUGAAACAGACAUUGAAACAUCGAAGCAAAGCGAACUCGAACCAACAUGUGAGGACACUCAAGGUGAUCAGGACAAUAUGACUGAUGCUGAGAGCACAUCUGCUAAAGCCGCUAACGCAAACGAAACGGGCUCGCACGAAACCGCAAACGCAGCCGAUUCGGAAACUGCGUCAAAGGCGGAGGGGUCUGAGGAAGACAAGAAGACUGAAGAGAGUGCUGCAGAAUCUUCAGAAGUGAAAGAGUCCUCUGUAGAGGGUGAUGAUCAGAAAAAGAGCGGUGAUGAGAAAUCAGACAAAACUGAGGCAAAAGAUGACAAAGGUAGUGCUGCAGCAAGUGGAAGAAACCUUUGGGUUAGUGGACUGUCUUCAACCACUAGAGCGACUGAUCUAAAGAACAUAUUCAGCAAAUACGGGAAGGUUGUUGGUGCAAAGGUCGUUACGAAUGCCCGCAGCCCAGGAGCACGCUGUUACGGUUUUGUUACCAUGAGCUCUACUGAAGAGGCUACGAAGUGCAUAAAUCACCUGCACCGAACUGAGCUGCAUGGACGAAUGAUCUCAGUUGAAAGAGUAAGCGCAAAGAAUGAGCCAGCUGGGAAAAAGCCUGCAGAUAAAAACGAUGCCAAAAAGUCAGGAGACCGGAGACACUCAUCUGAGUCCAAAACUGAAAAGUCUGGUGACAAAGAUGAGAAGACUGAGGGUUCUGAUGAUAAAACUCGUGGAGAAAGAACUGUCGUGAUGGACAAAUCGAAAGGCGAGCCAGUCAUCAGUGUCAAAACCAAGAGCAAAGAGAGGAGUUCAAAGAGUCGUGAUCGCAAGUCCUCAAGUAAAGACAGGAAGGACAUCCUGUCAUUUGAUCAGAUCAAAGAACAGAGGGAGCGCGAGAGGCAGAGGCAGCGAGAGCGAGAAAUCCGGGAGGUGGAAAGACGCAGACACACAGGUGACCGCGACAGCCGCAGCGAGCGUGAGCGCAUUCGUCUGUUCCGUGAGCGCGAGGAGCGAGAGAGGCUGUUGCGCAAGCGCAACUGGCUGGAGGUGGAGAAACAGCGGCUAGAUGCUGAUCGCAUGGAGCGGGAGUUCCUGGAGCGCGAGCGCUUGCGAGUGGAGUACGAGCGUCGCCGCGAGCAGGAGAGAAUUCAACGCGAGCGAGAUGAACUGCGCAGGCAACAAGACCAGCUUCGCUAUGAACAGGAUCGCCGCCCGCUCAAGAGGCCGUAUGACAUGGACGGCAGGAAAGAUGACUGGCCGGUUAAGAGGAUGCCUAUGGAUGAGCGCUACGGACGGUCUGACUUUGGGCGGCAGGAACGCUACCAAGAUUUUGACCACAGAGACCGCAAUCGCUACCAGGACGACGUGAUUAUGGACAGGAGGGAUGGUGCUAGAGGAAGCAUGCCAGGAGACAGAGAUGGACAGCAUUUCUCUGAUCGGGACAGACAUGCUAGGGACUCUCGUGACAGCUGGAGUGGGGGUGGUGGUGGUGCAGGCACCUAUGAUAAGCGUGCCAUAAAUCCUGCAAGACCAGUUACUGCCAGGGAGAACAGAGACUGGGAGCCUGGGCGUAAGAUGGACGGAGACAGACCCUGGCAAGGUGCAGAAAGAGGCAUCCCAGGACAGAGUCACAUGCCCCGAGGGGGAGGAAUGGCAGGCCGUGGCGGAUACAUGCAGACCGGAACAACGCAGUCUCUAUCUGGAGCCUUAAACCGACAGAACCAGAUGAUGCAGGGUGGUGGGAUGCAGGGAGGAGCAGGUGGAGGCAGUGGAGGAGGUGGUGCUUUCGGCCGGCGCUACUAAACCACUUUCCUCUCUCCUCUCUUCUGUUUUGUACCUAGUUGUGAGCUCAUGGCUUGUGUGUAGCCGCUGAAGAUUUGUAAAUUUGUUGAAAUUUUUAACUUUUUUUUUUCUUUCUCAUUAAAAGACAAGUGACUCUUCUAAACUGUAAUGUCUGAGGUUUUAUGUUUGUUUAUUUUUGCCAUCCAUUCCAAAUGUCACUAUUUUAGAAUCUUUUUUUUGUCUGGCGAGUUGAGUUCAGUGAAGGAAUUGUCUCUGCCAACAAACGUUUGUGUUGUAAACAGUCACCCCAGUGCUCAUUUCUAUCAGAAUAAAGGGUAUUGUGAUUUCAAAUUAA
This is a messenger RNA of Astyanax mexicanus (Mexican tetra), 3045 nucleotides long. RefSeq names its product scaffold attachment factor B (gene safb). Gene Ontology annotation, cellular component: nucleus. The record is from RefSeq and is a predicted model, not a curated record. Gene Ontology annotation, molecular function: sequence-specific DNA binding; RNA binding. Gene Ontology annotation, biological process: regulation of mRNA processing; regulation of transcription by RNA polymerase II. Lineage: Eukaryota; Metazoa; Chordata; Actinopteri; Characiformes; Acestrorhamphidae. Bases 141 to 2711 code for a protein of 856 amino acids. The transcript is spliced from 21 exons.